CGAGUCGAGUCACCCGACCUCGGGGUUUUAGGGGCGAAGGGAUCAAUCAUCCCCAACCUUCCUCAGGCUGGGCGGCAUGGACUCACUAUUAAUUGAUCUCGAAAGCAAUGCCAAGUCAAGGUCUCCGGUGGAGAGGACACCACGGCCUCGCCGCGUCGGCCUUUCGUGCCCCAAGUAGCCAGGCUGUGAGCGUCUGGGGAGAGGCAGCCCAGCGGGAUGGAAAGCAGUAGGGACGCCAGUAAAGGCCAGUGUUUAUUAGCGCUGUCGGGCACCUUACAGGUUAAAUCUUCAAACCACUCCUGUGACCAAAGACACACAAUGUCAAUAGCUCGUUCAUCUGUCCAUGCCAAAUGGGUCGUGGGGAAGGUGAUUGGGACAGCAAUGCAAAAAACUGCUAAAGUGAGAGUGACCAGACUUGUUCUGGAUCCCUAUUUAUUAAAGUAUUUUAAUAAGCGAAAAACCUACUUUGCCCACGAUGCUCUCCAGCAGUGCACCGUUGGAGAUAUUGUGCUUCUCAAAGCUCUACCUGUCCCGAAAACAAAGCACGUGAAGCAUGAACUGGCUGAGAUAAUUUUCAAAGUUGGACAAGUCAUAGAUCCAGUGACCGGAAAGCGCUGUGCGGGAACCACCUACCUGGAGAGUCCAGUCAGUCUGGAAACCACCCACCUAAGCAAAAACCUGGAAAAACUCGAUCUCUCUUCAACACAGUGAAGGAGGAUUGGAAAACGGAGCCAAAAGGGAAGGAUUUCUAAGUUUGCUUUAUGGAAAAAUUUUUAUAAGUUUCCUCACAAACCGUCCAGUUUCUCUUCUGGUAUUUAUGAACUAGCUAAAAGUAAAUGAAGUAAAGGCCUUGUUAUAAUUUUUCAUAAAGUUUUACAGUCAUGUUUCAAAUUUCCUUCUCAGCGAACAUACUUUCCUGUUACACUAAGUGUGCCUAGCAGUGCGCUGUAUUGUUUGUAAGCUCACUGUUUUAGAAGGUGGUUUUUUGUUUUUGUUUUCAUUCAGAGGAAUCUGGAAUUUAUCUUAGAACUUUUAUUUUGGGAGAAGAAAACCUUUUGGUAUCAUAAACAGAUAAGACCACAUUAAGUGUAUAUUUAUUUUUGAUACUAUAUAUUUGAAACUAAGUUUUUCUCUGAUUUAGCCAAUUCCAAAUGGAAACAAUUAACAUGCUGGGGUCAGAUUUUAUCAGACUAAAGUCUGUAUUAAUAAGCAUGUUGACACGCAGAAAAUAAAACUAAAAUUCUGUCA
This is a messenger RNA of Aethalodelphis obliquidens (Pacific white-sided dolphin), 1248 nucleotides long. RefSeq names its product mitochondrial ribosomal protein S17 (gene MRPS17). The record is from RefSeq and is a predicted model, not a curated record. Gene Ontology annotation, cellular component: mitochondrial small ribosomal subunit; ribosome. The coding region runs from base 217 to 711 and encodes 164 amino acids. Lineage: Eukaryota; Metazoa; Chordata; Mammalia; Artiodactyla; Delphinidae. The transcript is spliced from 3 exons. Gene Ontology annotation, biological process: mitochondrial translation. Gene Ontology annotation, molecular function: structural constituent of ribosome.